CCUCGUUCUCUCUCUCUCUCUCUCUCUCCAAUUUUAUCUUCUCUCUCCUUUGAUUUUCUUUGUAUUUCUAUAUAUUUUUGGUUUGGGGUUAAAGCGGUUCGGGCAAAAGGGAAGUGAUGACAGCUCCAAACAUGGCUACGAUCACUGCGUCCUUGGAGAGAUCUCUCCAAAACUGUUCGCUAAAUCACAGCAGCAGUAACAGCGGUGAAGGCUCAGGUGUUGAAGAUGGCAUAGGCAUAUCAUCAACCUCUGAUGACGCUUCGCCGGAGAAUCUCUCCCACUCCGACACCACCUUGGAGCUCAAUUCCCAAAUGUCUCUCCCUUACCAUUGGGAACAAUGCCUCGAUUUAAAGACGGGAGAAAUCUACUACAUAAACUGGAUAAACGGCAAGAAAGCCAAGGAAGACCCUCGAACAAUGGCGGACUACAGCGGCGGCGGAGGAGAGCUCGACUACUCAGAGGACGACAGCUCCUACGACAGCGAGGGCUCAUCAUCAGGAUCACCCCCAUCGUCCUCGAGAGACCAACACCACCCCCACCAUCACUACAGAGUGGUGGAGAAAGACCACGUCCUCGUCGUGGCCGGCUGCAAGAGUUGCCUCAUGUAUUUCAUGGUGCCCAAACAGGUGGAAGACUGCCCCAAAUGCGCCGGCCAGCUCCUCCACUUCGACCGCUCUGAACCUGCAAAUGCCUCUCCAUAAACACACUUCCUUCCCCCUCCCCCAUUAUUUUUCCUCCAUUUUCUUCUCUCCAUUGUGGUUUAGGAAAUUCAUUGUUGAUGGAAAUGCGACAAAUGGAUCUGUGACUUCACUCCUGUUUUUCCUUUUUUUUUUUCUUGUCUGUGGAGGGUUUAUUUUGGGCGCCAUGGAAUUGGCUGAGAGAGGUCAAUGAUAGCAGAAAGAAAGAAUAAUACUGGUAUGAUUGCGA
Molecule: messenger RNA, 927 nt
Organism: Vitis vinifera (wine grape)
Lineage: Eukaryota; Viridiplantae; Streptophyta; Magnoliopsida; Vitales; Vitaceae
Product: protein CURLY FLAG LEAF 1
Exons: 2
Coding region: 117-701 (194 amino acids)
Molecular function (GO): protein binding
Source: RefSeq, a predicted model, not a curated record